AUUUUCAAAACGGUGUAAUAAUAAACAACGGGUGCAUACAUAUUCAUAGAGUAAUAUCGAAUAAAUGCCAAUAGUUCCAACUACAAUGUGCCAAAACAAGUACGCUCAAUGAGUGCUGAGACGUCACUGAAAAAGAAUAAAAGUUGUGACAACAUUUGACUAGCAUCGGUCUGUACCAAUCACAUGCCUCAUCCUGUAAUACUUGCAACCAAUAGGAAGCUUUGGGGUGGAGCAUUCUGUCCAAUCGCGUUCGUGUUCAGUGGCUUUUUGAAAACGUUGGCGGCCGAUAGAGAGUUCAAAAUACUCUGGUUAGACUGUCCACAUUAAAGGUUAAAGUGCAUUUCUUCGCAACGAUGCAGAAAGGAAAGGAAAAUUAUGAGCCCAAAGGUUUCCAGAGACCUUAUGCUACACCUAACUUGAUAGCAGGCCCACAACGUGUUCAGGUGAAGUCUCGCCCAGAGGUAGACAAAAAUGCUGUCACAGGCCCUGGGAGAGAGUGUGUUGGCUCAUCCUCCAGUUCACCUCCAAAGAAAAUCACAAUUGAUGACUUUGACAUUGGCCGACCACUAGGGAAGGGCAAGUUUGGCAAUGUCUACCUUGCAAGAGUGAAGAAGCUACAAGCAAUAGUGGCACUGAAGGUGCUCUUCAAGUCCCAAAUGGAAAAGGAGGGUGUGGAGCAUCAACUCAGGAGAGAGAUUGAGAUUCAGGCUCAUCUUAAGCAUCCCAACAUCUUGCGCUUCUACAAUUAUUUCCAUGACCGCAAAAGAGUAUUCUUGGUCCUUGAAUAUGCUCCACGUGGUGAAAUGUACAAGGAACUACAGAGAUGUGGGAGAUUUGAUGAGCAGCGUUCUGCCACAUACAUGGAGGAAAUAUCUGAUGCACUGCUCUAUUGUCAUGAGAGGAAAGUGAUUCAUCGUGACAUAAAGCCAGAAAAUCUGCUUUUGGGCUAUCGUGGAGAGCUAAAAAUAGCAGAUUUUGGCUGGUCGGUCCAUGCACCUUCUCUAAGGCGUCGUACAAUGUGUGGCACACUGGACUAUCUUCCUCCAGAGAUGAUUGAGGGACACACCCACAGUGAGAAGGUGGACCUGUGGUGUAUUGGUGUUCUUUGCUAUGAAUGCUUAGUUGGCAACCCACCGUUUGAAACUGCCAGCCAUUCAGAAACAUACAAAAGAAUUAUGAAGGUGGAUUUGAAGUUCCCCAAAAUCAUCACAGAUGGAGCUCGCGACCUGAUCUCAAAGCUGCUUCGCCACAACCCCAUUGAUCGCCUGUCACUACAGAGUGUCAUUGAUCACCCAUGGGUCCGUGCCAACUCUCGUCGGGUCUUACCUCCCAUCUACCCCUCCAAAAAAUCCUGAGCCCUGCUUGCCAACCUCCUUAGUUUCCCUUAUCUUCUGGGGCUGUUUGAACUGUCCAUCCCAAGAGACUGGUCAGCAUGUACAGGUUUCACUGCCAUGGGGGUCAAAUUGCCAUUAUGCUGGCACAUUUUAUGAUGCGUAUAAAUACAGUUUUCAUAUUGUACAGUGUGAUGUCCUUAUCUAUGUCUAGUAUUUUACUUAGAGGUGUCUGUUUUUAUUGUGAUUUGUCUUUUUUAAAAUGGACACUCCUGUAUUUCUGUAUCUGGUGCCAUUCACACCAAAGUACUACUGGUAGACUGUCUCAAAAUGAGUAUAUUCCUAUAUAGUUUAAGAAUGAUGUGCUUGAGAGUCGUGGUGGGAAGCAUGUUUUAUUGUUCCCUCAAACUUUACAUUUACUUCAGAAUUCUAAUAAACAUUGUUAAAGGA
Sphaeramia orbicularis (orbiculate cardinalfish) is the source of this 1781-nucleotide messenger RNA. RefSeq names its product aurora kinase B (gene aurkb). Gene Ontology annotation, molecular function: ATP binding; protein kinase activity. The transcript is spliced from 9 exons. Gene Ontology annotation, biological process: protein phosphorylation. Bases 354 to 1355 code for a protein of 333 amino acids. The record is from RefSeq and is a predicted model, not a curated record. Lineage: Eukaryota; Metazoa; Chordata; Actinopteri; Kurtiformes; Apogonidae.